Peniophora sp. CBMAI 1063 is the source of this 993-nucleotide messenger RNA. Lineage: Eukaryota; Fungi; Basidiomycota; Agaricomycetes; Russulales; Peniophoraceae. The record is from the annotation of a GenBank genome assembly.
AUGGCCGAGAACUCUACGCUACUCAACUCCGCUCCUACCGACUCUAUCUCACUACUGAGGUUCGCACCGUCGAACCCGAACGGCUUGCUGGUAUCCUCAUGGGAUUCGACUGUACGGUUAUAUGAUGUUGCUGCAAACGAGCAACGCGCCAAGUUCGAUCUUCGAGGAGCUCAACUCGCGACCGCGUUCUCGGACGACAAGCAUGCGUUCAGUGGUGGAGUAGACGCACAGCUAAACUCGCUUGAUCUUGAGACCCAACAACAUAAUGCCGUUGGCAAGCACAACGACACGAUCUCGGCCAUGAGCUACUUGAAAAACUCAAACUCCCUUGCAACUGGUUCAUGGGACCGUACACUACGUUUAUGGGAUCCGCGCGCAUCAGGGCAAGAACAAGCCUCGCACAACCUCCCCGAACGCGUCUACUACAUGGACUCUCUUCAAAACCGCCUGGUCAUCGCUCUCGCCUCCCGCCUCUUCCACGUCUACGACAUCCGCAACAUGGCCAAGCCCGAGCAAACACGCGAGAGUAGCUUGAAGUUCAUGACACGAGCGCUCGCGUGCAUGGCGGACGGCGCGGGCUUCGCGACGGCCAGCGUCGAAGGUCGUAUUGCGGUCGAAUACUUCGAUAUGACGCCGGCGAUUCAAGACAAGAAGUACGCGUUCAAGUGCCACAGGCAGACUAUAGACGAUGUGGACCACGUUUGGCCAGUCAACUCACUCGCGUUCCACCCUAUCUACAACACCUUCGCAUCUGCUGGCUCGGAUGGGACUGUAUCUAUCUGGGACUUGAAACUCAAGAAGCGAUUGCGCCAGUACCCGAAGUACCCGAAUGCCAUUCCCAGCAUUGCGUUCAACGCGGAUGGGAGCAGGCUUGCAGUCGGUGUGAGUUACACUUGGGAUAAUGGGGAGGAGGGAGCGAAGGCGGCUUCUCCGCCUUCCAUCCACGUGCGUCCUCUGGGAGAUGAAGUCAAGCCUAAGGGUUGGACGGGCUAA